Molecule: messenger RNA, 4682 nt
Organism: Dromiciops gliroides (monito del monte)
Lineage: Eukaryota; Metazoa; Chordata; Mammalia; Microbiotheria; Microbiotheriidae
Gene: SLC9D1
Product: transmembrane and coiled-coil domains 3
Exons: 13
Coding region: 192-2222 (676 amino acids)
Biological process (GO): potassium ion transmembrane transport; proton transmembrane transport
Cellular component (GO): membrane
Molecular function (GO): potassium:proton antiporter activity
Source: RefSeq, a predicted model, not a curated record
AGGGCUGCGGCUCCGCCCCGCCCCUCCUGCCCUGGCCGGCCCGGUGCUGCCGGGGAGCCCAGCCUGCUGGUACCGACGCCGGGACGCAGCGGCUGAGAGAGCAGGCCCCGCCCGAGGAGCCCAGCAUGUGUUAAAAUGCACAUUUUAAAUAACAUCCAUCUUUGGAGUACCCUGCUCUGCAAACUUGGAUCAUGAAGGUAAUGGGAAGAAUUUGGUUUUGCAUCUUGAUUUCACUAUUUCAUUUGAUGGUGUAUGCUGCAGAACAUGAAGAUGUAGCAAAACAUGCAAUAAAGUUGCAUCGUGGGAAGGGAGCAGCUAUUACUCAGAGAAAACAGUGGGUUCUAGACAAUUGUAGAAAACUGUCUGGUCUUCUUCGACAGAAGAAUGUGGUUCUUAACAAGCUAAAAAAUGCAAUAAGAGCAGUGGAAAAGAAUUCUGGACUGUCCGAUGAAGAGAAACUCUUUCAGGUGCACACCUUUGAAAUUUUCCAAAAGGAAUUGAAUGAAAGUGAGAAUUCAGUCUUUCAAGCUAUCCAUGGACUCCAAAGAGCCCUGCAAGGCGAUUAUAAAGAUGUUGUGAACAUGAAAGAAAGUAGUAGACAGCGACUGGAAGCUUUGAGGGAAGCUGCGAUAAAGGAAGAAACAGAAUAUGUUGAGCUUCUGGCCGCAGAAAAACAUCAAGUUGAAGCACUUAAAAAUAUGCAACAUCAGAACAAAAGUCUGUCCAUGCUUGAUGAAAUUCUUGAAGAUGUCAGAAAGGCAGCAGAUCGUUUAGAGGAAGAAAUAGAGGAACAUGCUUUUGAUGACAAUAAGUCAGUAAGAGGGGUCAAUUUUGAGGCAGUUUUGAGAGUAGAAGAGGAGGCCAAUUCUAAAAGAAAUGUUUCAAAACAUGAAGUAGAAGAUAAUUUGGGUCUUAGUAUGCUAAUUGACUCCCAAAACAAUCAGUAUAUAUUGACUAAGCCCAGAGAUUCAACAAUCCCUCGAGCAGAUCACCACUUUAUAAAGGACAUUGUUACUAUAGGAAUGUUAUCUUUACCAUGUGGUUGGCUGUGUACAAUGAUAGGAUUGCCAACAAUGUUUGGUUACGUUAUUUGUGGUGUACUACUGGGACCCUCGGGACUAAAUAGUAUUAAGUCUAUUGUGCAGGUGGAGACAUUAGGAGAAUUUGGUGUGUUCUUUACUCUAUUUCUUGUUGGCUUGGAGUUUUCCCCAGAAAAGUUGAGAAAGGUAUGGAAGAUCGCCUUGCAAGGCUCAUGCUAUAUGACAUUCCUAAUGGUUUCAUUUGGCUUAUUGUGGGGACACUUUUUACAAAUCAGACCAACACAAAGUGUUUUUAUUUCUACUUGUUUAUCCUUAUCAAGCACACCCUUGGUGUCCAGGUUCCUUGUUGGUAGUACCCGAGGUGAGAAAGAAGGUGAAAUUGACUACAGCAGUGUGCUUCUUGGAAUGCUAGUAAUGCAAGAUGUACAGCUUGGAUUAUUCAUAGCUGUUAUGCCAACUCUCAUACAAGCAGGAGUUAAUACAUAUUCCAGCAUUUUCCUGGAAAUACUGAGAAUAAUGAUACUGAUUGGUCAAAUCCUCGUUUCUCUGGUUACUGUUUUUCUUAUAUGUCUCGUUAUAAAGACUUAUCUUAUAGGCCCAUAUUAUCGAAAGCUGCAUAUGGAGAGCAAAGGAAAUAAAGAAAUUCUUGUUUUAGGAAUAUCAGCCUUCAUCUUUCUAAUGUUAACGAUUACAGAGCUUCUUGAUGUUUCAAUGGAAUUGGGGUGCUUUUUGGCUGGAGCAUUGAUUUCUUCUCAAGGUCAUAUGGUUACUGAAGAAAUUGUGUCCUAUGUUGAACCUAUACGGGACUUUUUGGCCAUCAUUUUCUUUGCAUCUAUAGGUCUCCAUGUUUUUCCCACUUUUGUAAUAUAUGAACUCACUGUUUUGAUGUUCCUUACCUUGUCAGUGGUAAUAAUGAAGUUUGUUUUGGCAGUGCUUGUCUUAUCCCUUAUUCUGCCAAAGAGCGGUCAGUACAUCAAAUGGAUUGUCUCAGCUGGACUGGCACAAGUCAGUGAGUUUUCUUUUGUUCUGGGAAGUAGAGCACGAAGAGCAGGAAUCAUCUCUCGAGAGGUCUACCUUCUUAUAUUGAGUGUAACUACUCUAAGUCUUUUGCUUGCCCCAGCAUUAUGGAAAGCUGCCAUUAUGAAAUGUUUGCCAAGACCAGAAAGACGACUAAGUACCUGAAAACAAAAGUAUUCAUCUCAGAAUAAUACAUUAUUUUGCAAAAAUAACAAAUCCCAAAUCUCUUUGCAGGAAUUUGUGAUGUACCUUCUUAUGCGCCUUACAUAUAUUUUAAAGUACUACAGACUAUAUUAAAUUAUUAGCAUUUUGAUGUUUGCACAGCUUCCUAAAUGUGCUUUGUUAUGUUUUAGAAUCUUCCAAAAUAACUCAUUUAGAUUCAAUUAUGCACAGUAGAAUUGCUUUGAAAAUAAUGCAUCAUGCAAAUCGCCUUGACUAUUUUGCCUGGAUGUGCCUUUUCCCCAAGUUUAUUCCCAUCUUCUCUUGUUAAUUGAUCUAUUUAUUUACCUUUUUUUGGUAGAAAACAAAAAUCAAAAUAUUUCUUAUUUAAUGGUGCCUGUGGUACCCUGUUAAAAUAACCAAACUUACCUGUGUAAUUUUUAGAUUUGUCAUCUGUAGGUCAAGUAUUUAUCAUUAAAACAUGUGGUAUGAAUGUCUUAUUUCAUGCAGAUUUUGGCAGCUUAAUUUUAAUGUUUAAAAUGCUCAAAACUUGUGUUCUAAAAUGAGGUGACUAUCUCAUAGUGCCUGUUUGCUUUUCAUUAUACCUCUUUUAAAUACUCAUUUUAAUGUUACUGCAUUCUUUUUAAAAAUGUGUUCAUGCUUUCACUUGUCUAUUGUGACUACAUUCUUCAGUAAAAAUGAUCAUUGAUCAGGGUACAAUAUUCUUGAACCUCUGAUUUUUUUAAAAUCUUGAUUUACAAAUUAAAUUUUGAUGCUGAGUAAAUCUACAUACUCUUUUAUUAAUUUAAAUAAUUUGUUUACAUAUGUAAAAAAAUUCACCCUAAGAGGUCAGAUUAAAUAGCUUUGCUUUUUAGUAUGUCCAAGUUCUAGUACAGGAAAAAUUUCUUCUUUACGUUCUAUUUUAAGAAGUCACAUUUAAGAAAAUCUGAACGUACAAAUUGACAAACUAUGUGGUUAUACUCUUAUUGCAAGAAAAUAUUUAGUUUACAAAAUGGUUUAUCUCUUUUAAAUGGGAGCUGUUCUACAGCUUGGCAAAGCUAAUUGCAAAUGAGGGUCUCAAUUGUAUAGCAGAAAAUAUAUAUAUAAAUUGUAUUAGUAGCCAACACUAAUUCAAAAUUAACAGCAACAGAAAUGAAAACAUCUUAUGUUAUUUGUCAACAAGACAGACUAAAUUUAUCAGAAUUUUAAAAUUCAUAGGAAUAUAUAAUUGAGAGAUGUGUAUAUUUCAGAAAGUGAAUUGCAUCUAUACUUGUUUACAAUAAACUUGACAAACAUUCCAACAAUUACCCUAUUGUUUGGUACCAUUUUACUCCUUUCAUGUUUCUGGUAUAUUAAAGCAACAUGUGAGUAAUACAAAUGGGACUAGUUUUACCUACAGUUAUGAAGCUAUUCUCUGGAAACAUUGGCCAAUGUCAUACCAGUUUGAAAAGAAUACUUAAAUGAGAAGUCCUAUAAAGAAUGUCAUGUUAAUACACAUUUAAUAAUAUAUGUUAAUUACCUCCUGAAACUUUUUGAUACGCAAAAAUACUUUAAAGGGAAGUUAAAUGAAUGAGUAAUAUGAGCUAUUGUGAUAUUUGAGAAACCUAAGAUUUUAGCAGCCUUGCAGAUUGCUAGAACCAGUAGAAAUUUAUGGCUCACCAAUUUUUAAAAAUAAUACUCUACUUUAUUUUAGGCAAUAGCCUAAAGAUUAUAAAAAGUACCUUUCAUAUUUUGGGAAAGCAAAAUAUUUUAAAUGCAUUAGGGACUCUUGCCCUUAAAAGGAAUUGUAUUCCUUUUGAAGAAUUAUUUUCAAGAGUGAAUAGCUAGUACUGAUUUUUUAAAAUUCAGACUUGUAUAUAUUGUUUGCUUAUAGUUAGCCACCCUUUUCUUCUCAUCCCAAUUAGAAUUAGUAUAACUUAACAGUUUUUGCAAAAGUGACAAGAAUUUUUUGAGUUUUAGCUACCAAAUGGAAUUACAACAUAGAAAUAUUGAAGUACUUUAAUAAUUUUACAGUGUUAAUUUUGUACAAAUUUGGAUCUGCUUUCACAGUCUGUGAAAGCCACUUUAAUAUAAGUGAAAAGGUGACAUCAGAAUCUUCAUUUUUUAAAUAUUUUUUUGUGUUAAUUUAGUGUUAAUUUAUUUAAAAGGCAAAGCUUUGCAGUGGUCUAUUUUUUAAUUUGUUCUAGAAUGAAUAUGCUAGUAGAAUUUAGGUUUUGCUUAGACUGACAAAUUUAGAUGACCCCUUUUGAGACAGCAAAGAAUUCAGUUUUCAUUAAAGCAAUUUAUUAAAAUUUUAGUGGCACUAUUAUUUUUAUUUAAAUAUCUUUGUGCAGAAGGGUUUUUAGAAAUAUAAGUUAUUUUUGUGUAUACUAUAGGAUUUCUUGUUAAAGAACUCUAAAAUAUAAAUACUAUCUGAGGCAAGGGUUGUUCAUGUAAUAAAUUUGUUUUUAAAAAAUCUCGAAAAUA